Molecule: messenger RNA, 1677 nt
Organism: Didymella exigua CBS 183.55
Lineage: Eukaryota; Fungi; Ascomycota; Dothideomycetes; Pleosporales; Didymellaceae
Product: U4/U6 small nuclear ribonucleo protein Prp31
Exons: 1
Coding region: 1-1677 (558 amino acids)
Biological process (GO): mRNA splicing, via spliceosome; spliceosomal tri-snRNP complex assembly
Cellular component (GO): U4/U6 x U5 tri-snRNP complex; precatalytic spliceosome; U4 snRNP
Source: RefSeq, a predicted model, not a curated record
AUGGCGACACUUGAGCAGGAGCUGCUCGCAGAUUUCGCGGACUCGGGCGAUGAGGAUGUUGUGGAUCUGGAGAACGACUUCGCGGGCGGAGACUUUGGUUCCCCGGAACCAGAGAAUGGCGAGGACGAGGAUAUGGUAGAUGAGGAGACAGAGUACGCAGAGAAAGAAGGCAAAAAGAAGGAGAAAGGUCCAGCGGAUAUAAGAAACGCGCAAACCCUUAUGGCCAAUCUGCAACCAAUCUUACAGCAGAUUGACGAAGUCAAGGAUAAGAUGGAGGAAGUGAUGAAUGGCGAGUCGAUUGAAGAGAACCCCGAAUAUCAGUUAUUGAAGGAAGCGAACGAGUUUUCGACUCAAAUCGACGGCGAAAUCCAAGCGGUCCACAAGUUCAUUCGCGACAAUUACUCGCUACGCUUCCCAUACCUCGAGGAGCUCGUCAAGAACCCCGUUGACUACGCGAAGACCGUUGCUAUCCUCGGGAACCGACCGUUAAAUGAUAUCAAGACGAUUGCCCAGGACACAGACAAUAUUGUUGGAGCGCCACUGAAGAACAUUCUGGACGCGCCAUCACUCAUGGUCAUUACUGUUGAAGCUACAAGGGCUGGUGGACAAGAGCUCCAAGAUAUGGAACUUGCAGCUAUCAUGACGGCAUGCAAGCUCCUUCUCAAUCUCGACAAGUCUAAGCACGUCCUCACCGACUACGUUCAGUCACGUAUGAGCGUCUUUGCACCAAAUCUUACAGAGCUUAUCGGCUCCCUGACUGCCGCACAGCUCAUCAAUUAUGCUGGAGGUCUCGCUGGUCUCGCAAAGACACCAGCGUGUAACAUCGCACCGUUGGGCUCGAAUAAAGCAAGUGGAUUGGGUCUAGCAACCAACAUUGGUAUCAGGCAUCAAGGUUUCCUCUACCACAGCCCCAUCCUUGAAGCCAUACGUCCGGAUCUCAAGAAGCAAGGUCUGCGUAUCGUGUCCGCCAAAGUCAUUCUGGCUGCCCGUGUCGACAUGGUCCACUCAGCGCCUGACGGCUCCACCGGGCGCCAGCUCAAAGACGAAUGUGAGCGACGCCUCGACAAGCUGACCGAGAUUCCUGCAAACAAGGGUGUCCGCGCCCUCCCUGCACCUGACGACAAGCCUGCGCGAAAGCGCGGUGGGCGAAGAGCUCGCAAGGCCAAGGAAGCAACUGCCAUGACAGAGAUCAGGAAGGCCCAAAACAGGAUGGCAUUUGGCAAGGAAGAGAAGGAAGUGGGAUAUGGUGACUCAACGAAGGGUAUGGGCAUGAUUGGCGCCACGGACACCGGUCGACUACGCGCACAGCAAAUCGACCCCAAGACAAGAGCGAAGCUGUCCAAGAAAACCCCCGGUUGGGGCGGCGACACAACGCUCGGUGCUGCUUCCUCACUCAAAGGCUUCGGCACCGGCGGGACGGCUACGAGCUUGCGUGCGCAGGGUCUGCGGACUGGUGGUGUUGGUCUGCAGGGCUCUGGUAUGAGUUCUGUUGCUUUCACGCCCGUGCAAGGCCUCGAGCUGGUCGACCCACGGGCUCGUGAAGAAGCCAACCGCAAGCGUAAGGCUGAAGAAGACCGUUGGUUCAAGGGAGGAUCGUUCACACAGCUCGGCGGCAAGACAGAUGCCGCGGGCUUCAAGGUCCCUGCGCUGCCUGUCAAGAAACCGAGAACAGAGUAA